Messenger RNA from Rasamsonia emersonii CBS 393.64, 3486 nucleotides. Its product is annotated as NACHT domain protein. The coding region runs from base 1 to 3486 and encodes 1161 amino acids. The record is from RefSeq and is a predicted model, not a curated record. The transcript has 4 exons. Gene Ontology annotation, molecular function: protein binding. Lineage: Eukaryota; Fungi; Ascomycota; Eurotiomycetes; Eurotiales; Trichocomaceae.
AUGGAUCCGCUGAGUGUUUGUGCCAGCAUUAUAGCCGUGCUCCAGAUUACCAGUUCUGUCAGCUCUACAUGCAUGCAAUAUGUGAGAUCUGCUAAAAACGCAAAGAUAGAACUCCUGAGACUUAUCCAGGAACUUGGCGGUCUCCAAAUCGUCCUCACAACCCUCAAAGAGCUGACAGAGCGGGAGAGAAAUUUGAUGGAGGAUGAGAAAGGAUUAUUAUCAACGGGUGAAGACCAAUAUCUACUCCCUACUUUGGGGAGGCUCUGCAAACUGGAAUAUGUGUUCGAGGAGUGUCUUCGGAAAUUGAAACAACUCGAGCGAGAUAUCACCCCACCAAGCAACGACCUCUCAAUGUCAAAAAAGGAAGGAAUUAUCCGUGCUUUGAGGUGGCCGCUUAAGGAAGCGUAUAUGAGGUCAAUCUUGGAUGACAUCAACAAAUACAUUACGCUGUUUAGCUUGGCAUUGACGCUGGACGAAACAAAUGCCAUGCUGGACAUUCGUGACACGACUCUGGAAACAUAUUCUACAGUGCAGAGUCUCAAAGCAAUUCAAGACGACGAGAAGAAACGUCGAGAUGCCGACGAUAUUGUCCAAUGGCUCUGUGCGCCAGAUGCGUCAGUCGAUUAUGCAGACGCCCUCCAGAGGAGGGUGAAGAACACAGGCUCCUGGCUUAUUUGCGGAAAGCAAUAUAGUCAGUGGAAGUGUUUCUCGCGCUCAUUAUUGUGGAUCCAUGGGACUGCUGGGUGCGGUAAGACCAUCCUUUCAUCGACCGUCGUCGAGGACCUUUUGCUUCAUUGUGGGUCUGAUCUAAAUCUUGCUGUGGCAUACUUCUUCUUCAAGAUGGAUGAUGUGUCCAAGAGAAAUCACACUGGAUUGUUACGUUCACUUAUUAAACAGCUAUUUGAGCGGAGCAAUCGAAAUUCUCAAGCAUUGACACAGCUUUUCGGUAAAGGAGACCAGCAGCCCGCGUCCAGUCAGCUUCUGUCUAUAUUGUACAAUAUGGUAUCAGAGUUCAGUGACACGUAUAUUGUGUUGGAUGCAUUGGAUGAAUGCGAGGAAAGAGGCGACUUGUUCGAAAUAUUAGAGGAGAUGGGACGGUGGGAGGGAGUGAACAUUCAUCUUUUGCUGACAAGUCGCGAUGAGAAGGAUAUCAAGGAUUCCCUUGAGUCCGUUGAUAUGAGGCAGGAUCACAUAAAGCUGUCAGCGGCUGUGACAAAGGAAGAUAUCCGUACUUACAUCCGGGAGCGGCUAAAAACGGACAGAGCCCUGAAGAGAUGGCGAGCACACCCGAAAGUCCAGGAGGAGAUUGAAAAUUCUCUGACAGAAAAGUCGGAUGGCAUGUUUCAAUGGGUGAUGUGCCAAUUGAAAGCUCUGGAGAAGUGCUUCAGGCCUUCGCAACUACGGAGGGCUCUAGAAAGUCUACCAGAGACUCUGAACGAAACUUAUGCUCAGAUGCUCGGCAGAAUAAGCGAGGAAAACUACGAACUCGCCAUGAGAAUUUUCUAUUGGCUUCUUUUCAGUGCUCGUCCCCUACGUAUUGAAGAGCUUGCCGAGCUGGCCGCUGUGGACUUCGACGGCGAUCCUCUGGUCGUUGAACGAUUUUGGGAGCCCGACGAAAUUCUAAAGAUUUGCCCUGGAUUUUUAACAACGAUGGAAGAGCGCAAUGAAAGCAACGACAGUGAGCCAAAGAUCUUGGUCAGACUAGCACAUAUAUCAGUGAGAGAAUAUCUCCUCUCACACGAUAUUCGGAAGGGGCAAGCUGCAAGAUAUCAGAUUGAAGAAACCGCUGCACAUAUAUCAAUCACAGAGUGCUGUCUCUUGUAUAUGCGAUUGUUUGAUAAGCCGCUCCCUGCUGCUGAAAAGGAAUUCCCACUUGCUCUUUAUGCAGCCGAAAAUUGGCUUUACCACUACGAAAGGGUUCCAGAGCAGGCAGAAAGAGCACAUGACUUGGCUCUAGAAUUCUUCUUGAAAAGGAAGGAGGCCUACUCGAAUUGGCUGUCCUUUUUCUGCUCAUUAUCCCCUCCAAAGUUUCACCCUGACCUUCUUGACUCUGUCUCUGACUCGCCACUCAAUGUGGUGGCGGCUUAUGGACUCGUGCCAACUCUUAAGCGGAUGUUCGCAAAUGAUGAAAUUGACACUAACAGUGAGUCAGCCCUGAAGGGGGCAUUACGAUCUGCAUAUUUGGGUCGUCUUCCUCCCCGCUCCAAUAUCGAAACGACCAGACUUCUUCUCCAACAUGGAGCCGAUUUCGGCGGCGAUUCGAGAUUUUCCCACACUCUACAUGCUGCAAGUUACUUUGGGUUUGAUGAAAUUGUCAAGAUACAGCUUGAAGAAGGAUUUGACGUCAACACCCGGGGAGGGGAUUUUGAGACUGCGCUGCAGGCCGCUGUAGUAGGGAGACACGACCGCCAUUUCCACGCGAUGUCUCAAACGACAUGGCCCACAGACUGGCCAAGGCCAGGCGAGUUCCUUGAGAAUCUUGUUCCUACGACGGUCAAACUUCUCCUCGAACAGGGAGCCGAUCCAAAUAUCUGUGGCGGGCGAGAGGGAUCUCCGUUGCUAGCUGCCUGCUAUAAGGGAGACCUUCCAUGCGUCGAACUACUUCUUGACUAUGGUGCGGAUCCAAAUUUUGGAAUUGAAAACAGACGGGGCAAUAUGAGUUUUAAUCGCAGCUGUCUUUCAGCAGCAUGUUAUUCAGGGGACGUUCGAAUUGUCAAGCUACUGCUCGACCACGGUGCUCACAUCAACAGUCACUGGGCUUUGGCAGCUGCUACCAUGGCCAAGGAUGUUAAUAUUAUCCGCCUUCUCCUUGAGAAUGGUGCAGACCCCAACGUCUCUGAGGACGACGAUUUGGAGUUUCCUCUUCAAAUUGCUUGUAACAACUCCCACCUCCAAUCGGUUGAAGUACUUCUGGAAUAUGGAGCCAAUCCUAAUAUUGGCCACGGUCAAACCGGGACGCCAUUACAAGCUGCUGCCUCGACAUAUGGUUCUGUGGAUAUUCUGAAAGCGCUGAUCGACAAAGGGGUGGAUGUCAAUUUCAUCGGUGGACGGUAUGGCACUGCUCUUCAAGCAGCCUCAUAUUUUGGCGAUGUCGAGAUGGUGCAGUGCCUCAUUGAUAGAGGUGCCGACGUUAAUAUCCAAGCAGGAUUCUUCGGAUCGGCACUUCGCGCAGCGUUGGGUUACCCUCACAGAGACGUCGUGGUUGUCCUCCUAAAGCACGGAGCAGAUGUGAAAACUGCUGGUCCAUACGGUGAUACGCUGCGGAAGUCAUUGGUAUCGAUUCCUCGAGAUGAGUCCGAGGUCUUUAUUGAAAUACAAUCUGAGAGGUUUGAUUCCGACUACCUGGUUAUACGAAAGCCGAUAGGUACAUCCUUUUGGGACUUCGACAAGCUUGACAUCGAAGAGUUUAGAGUACAGAAGAAUGAACCGCCACCGAAAUGCGUCUGCAGCGUGUUACCAUCAGUACGCUAUGAAUUACUUGCAUAA